This is a messenger RNA of Spirometra erinaceieuropaei, 3709 nucleotides long. Lineage: Eukaryota; Metazoa; Platyhelminthes; Cestoda; Diphyllobothriidea; Diphyllobothriidae. The record is from the annotation of a GenBank genome assembly.
AUGGAGAAGAAAAAUAAGAAGAGGAAAGAGCAGGAGGAGGAGGAGGAGGAGAAGGAGGAGGAGGAGGAGGAGGAGGAGGAGGAGAAGGAGAAGGAGAAGGAGGAGGAGGAGGAGGAGGAGGAGGAGGAAGAGAAAGAAGACUAUGACAACACCUUCGUUGCUUCAAAAUGUCCGGGCUAAGAAGAAGAAGAAAAAGAAGAAGAAAAAAAUAAGGGAGAGGGGGAUUCGAAGGAGGGGAAGGAGGAGGAGGAGGAGGAGGAGGAGGAGGAGGAGGAGAUGGGCAGAAAUGCCAACUGACUUACGGCCAGUCAGAAGGAGUUAACAAAAACUACCUCGUCAACGUGUUCCCUGAAACAAAGGUCACAAAGCUGCCGAUCGCAGUGAGGGCACGUCUCGCAGUGGUCAUGCAGAUCCCUGCAUAAAUGGCAGACCAUACGUCGAGAUCCUUGGUUUCCUCUCUCGGCUAAAUAGGUUUGCGUACGUUUGUCCAACUCGUCGUUUUCCUCCAAUUUAGACUCGUGAACCGCAAUGUGACAGUAGAUACAUUUCCCGAAGGUGGACGAGGCGGUCGGAAGAAGGCAUGGCCGCCUGCAGAAACUGUGACCACAUGGCAGGAGAUAGGGGUUUCGAAAACUGGCGUAAAAAGGGGGAGAAGAAGAAAAUAAAAUGCCAGAAUGGAGACGGACACUGAUAUAACGCGUCAGCAGCUAAGAACGAAAUUUUUCAUGGUAAUUUCCAUCGUAGCUGUACAAGAUAAGGCAGCAAACAAAGCAUAUAGGUUAAACAGUUUGUAUUUAGGAGUUACAAAUCCAAUUUUUCAACAAAUCUCGCUAUAUAACGACCACAGACGAGCCACUGUGGAUGGCAAUUUCGGUAGGUCUGCAGCAGCUCAAAUGACUUUGCAAAGGCGUGUUUUGUCGGAUUUUAAAUGGUUUAUUUUGACCCAACCGUGAAAAAUUCGCGACCUUGACCCCCACUGGGGUAUUGUGGCUCAGAUGACUGUAUUCAAGCCUUUCACUCGCUGUCGUGAGCUCGGAUCCCGCUAAAGUCACCGAGUUUUGACAGCUGAGUCAGAAUAAAAUGUCGUAAAAGUAUCAAUCUUUCAUCCAACAACAUUGAUACAGAGCCGUUGAGAAACUUGCCAAAGCCGCAAAUGCCUUUGUACGCAGUGGUACAAAUCGCAGGGAGAAUUGUAAGCCAAUAAGUGAGGAGAAAGGCUUACCGAAACCGUGUAAGUGAAAGGUCAUUGCUAUUGAAUUAAAGGAUGAAAAUUUUGGUGUGGGUUUUCACUUCGGAGUAAUAUCCCAAAAAAUAAACUUUGCUUACGAACAUAAGCACCCAGGUGAUAGUUUCUGAACCUCGAGGUGUUUUAACUUGGCGCAUGUCACAGAAGCCGUCAAGUAAGGUAGGAAACUAUAUGUAUAUAUAAUGCGAGAACAGCGAUAUCACCCAGACCUUAUGACUUAAUGUGACAUACGGUUUUUUGGCCAACCGCUGUGGUUCAGAAGGCGAGCAGAAGGCAUGUGGAGACGCGCCUUAACGGAUACAGAAUUUCCAAGAAGUCAGUCGGGCACAUGGGUUCGAGCAUGCUGCAAACUGUCAUAACAGAAUUUCGAAAUAUAUGGGAAAGAUCGAAUACACCUCGCAAUCCUUGACAUUCUAACUGUCAUAUACUCAUAUACAUUACCCCCAGACCAAUGUUUGCAAGUGGUGACAUGAGCGAUAAUCGUGAUAGACAAAAACUCAAAAAGACUUACAAAUCCUUGCAAACUCCGCAAGUAAGUUCCUUGACCUCAGUCAUGUCGGAAUUGCUGCCGAAACCACAAGUCAGUUUUUGCACACUGUUGUAACCCGUGUCGUAAUGGAUGCUUCUAGAACGAUUUACACCAGCCAACGGGGUUUUAGCUCUGACAAACAAGCAUGCAUUCUGAUAGGUAGAUUCGGUCCUUUGCCGAGUCGGUACGUGUGUUGCGCAAUGAUGGCGCAAGAUUAGUUAUCCUUGUCGCUGAAAUAAUCAGGGGAUUAAGUGCAUAUUGACUUCCACGAUGUGUGCUACAAUCCAAAAUCUACCCGGAAGCGUCACAUGGAAGCGUGUAAUGCCUAAUUGUUCUCUGCGGGGCCUACGGUACGCCUUGAAAUCUAGCAUAGUUCCUAUCAUUUGGAUUUCGGCUGACGUUUUUACUGAUUGCCCAACUAAACUCUUUUCCAAGUUUUCGAGGGCAGAGUAACCGACGGUAGCGAUGACGUAAAAGUUAUUAAGAUUUUCUUAAUAUGUAUGUAAUAAAUGGAUAAUCUCAUGAAAAUUUAACCAAAAUUCUGAAACACGCAUUCGAAUGGGAAAGAUAACUCAACAGUCUUUUAUUGUGUGAGAGCAUCCAGGAAUGGAAGUAAAUUGUCAAUUUCCCCUUCGAUUGUGAAUUUUAUACGCCUAAUUCUUCGGCUGACAGUGUUGCGGGCGUUUCCAGACGGUCCAUUUUAAUGAUAGUAAAUGUGUCUUCUGGGGUUCGAACCCCCAGCCUGUUGGUUUGGAUCGUUGUCUGAUCUGCAGCAUUCUGAAAAAAGUGUUCAUAAUAGGCUCCGCAGACUGGAAAGACAUAGGAUGUCGCUUCUACUCAACUGCCUUCAGAUAAGCACAACCCCAAUUUUCUAGGAGCCGAAGAGACGGCGUGGUUUGACCUAUCGUCGGGGAAUACACGUAGAUAUAUCCUUACCCUGUCCAUGAGGACGGGACCUCGUUUCACAAGACUCGUCAACGUGUGGACUGGAGACCAGUUAAUCAGGCAUACGCGUGCCCACACGUACUGCGUACUUUGACAUGAAUUUGGUUGCGUUCAAGACUAAUUCCGGAUUAGAUUGUUUGAAAUCCCCUUUAGAUAACAGUUUAUUUUGUUAUUGGUUUCUUCCAAAUGUGCAUCUGAAUUGGCAUUCGGCGUUAAAACUAGUCCCCUCACCUCGAAUUGUUGGCAGUCCACCAGGAUCUGGCUCAUCUAGAGCGUGCAGAACUUGCUCUAUCGCCUUUUUACCGUACAACCAUACAUCGGAUCCGGUGAAUUAAGCACAAAAGGACGCCCCUCCUCCUACUUGAUCGAGAAGUACUGGCUGAUUCUCCUACUUGCCUUUAAAAAUUCCGAGUAAUUGCCAUUCCUGUAGUGUGUUAUGCAAAUUUUUACCCUUUUAAUAAUUUAUGAAUUGAAAAAGAAGACACGAUCGCCGGGGAAGAGUUUUAUUAGCCUAACGUUUCGGAUUCCUACUCGAAUCCAUCAUCAGAGACGAAAACGCAGAAACGGGUGGUUAUUGCACAAGGGGCUGCGGUAUUUAUAGGAUGCAGUAGCCAUGCUCCGCAUACCUAUGAACAUUCACGGCUCCGGGAUUGUCGCACUUGGUGUGAUCAUUGCUUGAUAGCCGACAUUCGAGUCGAUAAUUGCUGUAAUUUCAUCACGUGCGUUGGAUGUUGGCAUGAUGAUUGCUCGACCAUCUGACGCACCGACCCCGGUGUUGGGAAAAGUGUUCACCUCUGCCCUUCCCGCAUGGCUUGUUACCCCGUCUAGGCGUAAUUUUAGCACGGAGUAUGGAGUCCGGAUCUGGUGCAGUUGCGGACAAAGCAACUACGUCGGAGAAACUGGAAGACAGCUCCGAACAAGAAUGGUUGAACACGCGGCAGCGGUGCGCAGAAAUGACGCCAGUUCUCAAGUUGCGGCUCAUUCAAUGA